CCGAGGAUCCGUCCGGGCCCUGCUUCGCGGGGCAGCGGCUGGGAGGGAGUAUUGGGGCCGGCGGGGUCCUGCUUCGGGCCGGGACGAGCUGUGACAAAACCCCCCGCCCCAGGCCUCAGGCGAGAGACUUGCUCCCCCCGCCGGCCUUUUGUCUGCGGUGUAGCCUUACAGUGUUGUCCUCAAGAAAGUGUUCUUUAAAAACAAAACAAGCCCCAAAGCAGUAGGAAGGCAUGGGAAGUUGUUGCGUUGUGGCUGCUGUGAUAGUUUUCACUCUUAGAAAGGAAAAUCCCCUCAGGAUUCCCAAACGACCCGCUGUGCAGCAGCCGCCUCCCGCCCGCUGAGCCCUGACUGGCGGUUGCCGGGUUGCGGCGUCGCGGGAGCUGCUGAGGUGGUGGUUCAGAACACGCAGAAGCAAUUCUUUCCUCACAACGAUAGUGCAGUAGUACCUACCAUAUCCCAGAGCUUUCCAUCCUGACGCUACAGACUCAGACGAGCUAUUUACUCAGUGAUGGACUCGGGGAAGGGCAGAUAUGGGCUUAUUAUGCCCAAGAAAUUGCCACAGAAAAAUCUUGUUUCAACAAAACUCUCGGUGUUUGCAGAUGACUCUGAUGAUGAGCCAUCAGUUGGUGAAAGUCUUCAGAAAGAAGCAUUGAAAAAACAAGCAAUGAAACAGACUAAAUUGGAGAUUCAGAAGGCUUUGGAGGAAGAUGCUACAGUGUAUGAAUAUGACAGUAUUUAUGAUGAAAUGCAGCAACAGAAGAAAGAAAGUAAUGCCAGAAUUUUAUCCGGAAAAGAUGACAAAAAGCCUAGAUACAUCCAAAAUCUCCUCAAAGCAGCUGAGAUUAGAAAGAAGGAGCAAGAAAAGAGAAUGGAAAGAAAAAUUCAGAAAGAGCGUGAAAUGGAAGGAGGAGAAUUUGAUCACAAAGAGGCUUUUGUGACUUCAGCCUAUAAGAAGAAGCUACAAGAAAGGGCUGAGGAGGAGGAAAGAGAAAAAAGAGAGGCGGCUCUUGAGGCAUACCUGGAUGUGACCAAACAGAAGGAUCUCAGUGGAUUUUACAGACAUCUUUUAAACCAGACAGUAGGGGAAGAAGAGAUGCCUAAAUGCAGCUUUCGUGAAGCCAGGAUAAAGGAAGAAAAAUCUGACAGUUAUGUGGAAUCCAACCAAAGGAACAAAUGUCCAUAUGAAAAACAAAGACUGAAGCCCUCUGCUAAGAAAGAGAAUAAUCCAGAUGCUGAUACUGACUUAGAAACUGAUAGUAGUGAUGAUGGUAAGAGACACAAAAACAGUAAAAUGAGUUUGGAAAAGAAGAGGAGGAGAGAGAGUUCUGUGAGCAGUGAAGAGGAGGCUAAACAUCACAAGAAGUCACCAAACUCUUCCAGUGCAGAGGAAGAGCUGCAUGCAAAAGCCCAAACAAGUCAUCUUGCAAAGAGGGGAGAAAGCAGACUGACCAGAAGGGGAAAUGAUGAACAGUAUAGGGAAAAAGAUUAUGAGAAAAGUAGGACUCAUGAAAGGGAUCAUCAAAGGGUAAGGGAAGAACGACAUAGAUAUGGAGAUCAUGGUAGUAAAGAUAACUACAGAAGGAGGGAAGAGCAAGAUGAUAAACAAAGGGGGAAGGAAAGAAAAGAGAGGGAGGGACAUGAAAGAGAAUGGAGGAAGGCAAAGGAGAGAGGAGAGAAGGGCUCAGAAAAGGAACGAGAGAAAGAAAGAACAAGAAGUGAUAAAGAUAGAUACAACAACAGAGAGAAGGAGAGAGGAGAGAAAUGUAGAGAAAAAGAAGAUCAUGUGAAGGAGAGGAGAGAGAAAUACAGUAGUGAUGAAAAGAAAUACAGAGAGAGGAGGGAAGGUACUCCUGCAUCUUUAGAAAAAGGUGGAGAGACUGACCUGGAAAAAGAGAGAAAGGGCAAAGAGAAGGAGGUGGAUGAGAAGGGAAGACCCAUCUCUGGAAUGUUGCCUGAGCAGAAACGUAAAGCUGAAGAAGAGAAAGAACAAUCCCAGAAACCAUCUGAGACUGUGAGCAAAUUCGCCAAACGGAGCAAUGAAGAGACGGUGAUGUCAGCGAGGGACCGUUACCUGGCCCGGCAAAUGGCACGUGUCAGCACUAAGUCUUACAUUGAGAAGGAAGAAGAUUGAUGGCCCUGAGGUGAGCAAAAUCACUUGGUCUGUGAACCAAGAGAAGAAUCUGAUGCUGCAUGGACCCUUGUACAGAAGUCAGAGUGUAUCCUAGCUGUUUAUUCCCAGCUUUCAUUUAGGAAAUUUUGUGUGCCAUAACAGAACAACUUUUUGAAAGGAUUAAUGGAUUACCUGAUACAUAACCUUAGUCUGUUUAUAUAGUUAAGAUAUUGUAUUUCUCUGACUCUGCCCAGCGUGGCCUUGAGUACCCUAUCCUUGGUACUUGAAGGUUCUGGAACGGACCUGGGCGUGUUAAACAGCAUAAGGUGAGAAUAAUUUCCCUGGGCAGCCCCUACUCCUUUCACCAGCUGACACAGUGAGCUCUGCUGAGAGAAAAGUGUUCUCAGUCCUUUGCAGAAAUCAUCAUUGCCCACUGAUGCUCUCAACAGUGAGAAGCAGACCUGUAAAAGUGUGAAAAAAAGCAAGAAAAACAGACUGAAUAAUAAUCUAGGAGAUUUAUGUACAUAGUGUGGUGUUUUGUAAGUUAAAUAUUAAUUUUGUAUUUAUGUGUGGGCUUUGGUUUUGGGGACCUGAUGUACAGAAACAAAUAAAGUGUAAGAUAUGUUGUGGAUCUAA
Messenger RNA from Colius striatus (speckled mousebird), 2746 nucleotides. RefSeq names its product nuclear speckle splicing regulatory protein 1-like. NCBI's taxonomy places the organism in Eukaryota, Metazoa, Chordata, Aves, Coliiformes, Coliidae. The record is from RefSeq and is a predicted model, not a curated record. The transcript has 7 exons. Gene Ontology annotation, biological process: regulation of alternative mRNA splicing, via spliceosome. The coding region runs from base 509 to 2131 and encodes 540 amino acids.